CGGUCUUUACCUCUUACUGUAUUUUUUCUAUUGUAAUUUCGUCGAAAAUAACACAUGUCCUAUUUAUUUUUACUUGUCAUUCGGAAAGUUGUUUACGCAAUCUUCUAAAACAAUAUUCUUGUUAGACUAAUCGAAUAAGGAUCUUGGGUACUUAUUCAGGAUGGAUUUCCUCGAGUAUCCGGACAUCUUCGCCGAGGUUAAGGGCGCGAUGACUCCAGGCAGGUUGAAGUUGACUGAUCAGCACUUGAUCUUCAAGAAUCAGAAAACUGGAAAAGUCGAACAGAUCUCAGCUUCUGAUAUGGAGAUGGUAAACUACCAAAAAUUUAUUGGAACCUGGGGUCUCCGUAUCUUUCUAAAAAAUGGUACUUUGCAUCGCUUCAAAGGCUUCAAAGAAUCUGAACAAGAAAAGAUUGCCAAGUUCUUUUCUGCUAAUUACAAGAAAGAUAUGUUGGAAAAGGAGCUGAGUUUGAAAGGCUGGAACUGGGGUACUGCAAGGUUUAAUGGAUCUGUCUUGAGUUUUGAUGUUGGUCAUCAUACUGCUUUCGAGAUACCUCUGUAUGAUGUGUCACAAUGUAACACUGGAAAGAAUGAAGUAACAUUGGAAUUUCAUCAAAAUGAUGACGCUCCAGUCAGCCUGAUGGAAAUGAGAUUUCACAUUCCUGUUAGUGACAGUGUUGAUCAAGAUCCUGUCGAGGCAUUCCAUCAACAGGUGAUGGAUAAGGCAUCAGUGAUCAGUGUAAGCGGCGACGCGAUUGCCAUAUUCAGAGAGAUUCACUGUUUAACACCACGUGGUCGUUAUGACAUUAAGAUCUUCCAGACCUUCUUUCAAUUGCACGGCAAAACCUUUGACUACAAAAUACCUAUGUCCACUGUAUUGAGACUCUUUUUACUUCCGCACAAGGAUAAUCGUCAAAUGUUCUUUGUCGUGAGCUUGGAUCCUCCUAUAAAACAAGGUCAAACGCGAUAUCAUUAUCUGGUACUCCUGUUCAAUCAAGAAGAAGAGACUUCUAUCGAGUUACCAUUUACCGAAAAGGAAUUAAAGGAAAAGUACGAAGAUAAACUGACUAAAGAGUUAUCGGGACCUACAUUUGAAGUGCUGGGCAAGGUAAUGAAGGUAAUUAUCAAUCGUAAGUUAACUGGCCCAGGACGUUUCACUGGUCAUACCGGGACACCUGCUAUUAGCUGUUCUUUCAAAGCUGCGGCAGGAUAUCUAUAUCCACUCGAGCGAGGUUUUAUUUAUGUACACAAACCUCCAAUACAUAUUCGUUUCGAAGAGAUAGCUUCAUUAAACUUUGCGCGCGGCGGCGGAUCGACUAGGUCAUUUGAUUUUGAAAUCGAACUUACGAGCGGUGUGGUACACACAUUCAGUAGUAUUGAAAAAGAGGAAUAUGGUAAAUUAUUCGACUUCAUUACGGCCAAGAAAUUGCGAGUUAAGAACCGCGGUAAAAGUGACAAGCCCAAUUACGACCAAGACUUUGGUGAUAGCGAUCAAGAGGACGAACCGGACGCUUAUCUGGCACGAGUCAAGGCAGAGGCGCAGGAACGCGAUGGCGAGGAGAAUCAAGAUUCUGAGGAGGAAGGCUCAACCGAUGAGGACUUCAAUCCUAAUCAAGUCGAGAGCGAUGUUGCAGAGGAAUAUGACAGUAAUCCUAAUAGCUCUGAUAGCGAGAAUUCAGAUGCCUCUGCGGCUAGUCACAAAAAGGAGAAGAAAGAUAAAGAGAAGAAAGAAAAGAAAGAAAAGAAAUCGAAGUCAGCAAAAACUAUAUCGGAGAAGCCGCGAAAGCAGAGGAAAUCGAAGAAGGAGAGGGACGAGAAUAAGCCAAAGAGACCUCCAUCAGCGUUCAUGUUGUGGCUGAAUAGUGCACGCGAUAGUAUCAAGGCGGACAAUCCAGGACUGUCUAUAACGGAUAUCGCGAAAAAGGGAGGUGAGAUGUGGCGAGAGCUCAAAGACAAGUCUGAAUGGGAAGCGAAGGCAGCCAAGGCUAAAAAAGAUUAUACGGCGUCGAUGAAAGAAUAUCAAACGAGCGGAGGCGGUAAAGAAAAAACUAAAGAAAAGAAGAUAGAGAACAAGAAGGAAACGAAAAAAGACUCGCCCAGCAAGCAAAUGUCUGGUUCCGGUUUCAAGAGCAAAGAGUAUAUUAGUGAUGACGAUAGUAGCAGCGAUGAGAGUAAGAAAUCUGCAAAGGAAAAAUCCGAUAAUGAAAGUGAGGUGGAGAAGAAUAAGAAGAAAAAAACUGAAAAGAGGCCAACGGAAGAUACUGGAAAAAAAGCACCCAAAAAGAUGAAACGAGAUCAAUCUGAUGAAAGCGAUGAGGAGGAACCUGCACUGAGUACUCCAUCUUCAUCUGAAGAUGAAUCUAAAAGUGAUUAAUAAAUGCUACAGAAUUCAAACACAUUUUUGUCGUUAUUUUUUACAUGUAUCGCUUCUCGAAAUGAAUGUGUACAUCUUCUUUAAAAUUAUUAUAUUUACAAUUAC
Molecule: messenger RNA, 2476 nt
Organism: Trachymyrmex cornetzi
Lineage: Eukaryota; Metazoa; Arthropoda; Insecta; Hymenoptera; Formicidae
Gene: Ssrp
Product: structure specific recognition protein
Exons: 4
Coding region: 161-2371 (736 amino acids)
Biological process (GO): regulation of chromatin organization
Cellular component (GO): FACT complex; nucleus
Molecular function (GO): DNA binding; histone binding; nucleosome binding
Source: RefSeq, a predicted model, not a curated record